AUGGACCCGUAUGGCUACGUGCCUUUCGACCCUACUGGCGGAGGCUAUGGAUUGCCACAGAUGAGACGACCGCCGAGUCCCGUGCCAAUGAGUUUCCGGGGGGGAGUUUCCCCCCAAGCCGCCGGACCCCAACAAAAACGAACAAGCAAAGUACUACAACUGCCACCACCUCAACGGAACAAGAGGAAUUAUGACAUCCCUCUCCCCAAUGAUUGUGAAGGACUAAUAUAUGCUCUGGAGGGAAAGUUCAACUGUGGCGAAGAAAUUGUGUCGGACGCUGCGACGAGGAUCCUGAGGGCGGUAACGGAGCGACGGGCGCAAUUGCUGGAGGCAGGUUCGUCUGGUUGUGAAUCGUUCAAGUCAUUGGUAUCAUCGGUGCCGCAUCGUUUGAGCAGUAGUCAGAAAGCGAGCAAGUUGCGUGUACUGGAAUCUUCGUGGGUGACGUCGGCGUACUUACCGAAUAUAGCGUUGAAUGUGUUGGAGGCGCGUUUGACGGAGGUGGAAGUCUUGUUGAGUCAGUUCUGGUGCACCGGCGAGCGGACAUGGCUGGAGGGACAAGGUGGUGGCCCGGCUUUAUUACAGGCACUGGACGCGAAGCGGUUGACGUUUGAGACGCUGACGACACUCAGUGAGUUGCUGCAGACCUGGGUGUACAUCCGCUGGAUCUGCGGGGUUUUUGAGAAACCGAAAGUGCCCGAAGAAGCGCUCAAUGUCGUCCCCAAAGAACGACGGAAAAAAUUACCCUCUGUCAUUGUCGCCAACCCCCCACCACCACAACCCCGUGGCGUUGGCCGCCCCCGUCUGGUACCCGUCCUGUCCAUGGGCGACUUCGUGGACACACUCCAGGACUCGCUUGACCUCAGUCUCAUGAAACCCGCUGCCACCCCUACUAUCUUCUACCGAUUGGUGAAGGCCACUCUCCGACUCACAGACGUUUGGCUCCCACUCUUCAUCGCCGCUGCCGAUGAGGCCGAACGACUCGCCCAACUCGAAGAAAGCGACGACCACACCCUCACCGAUCCACCCGCCUUCCCCAUCCACCCCGACCACGCUCUCAUACCGGAACCCCCGGCGCCGCAAGACAGCACCGACCGGAUGGCGCGAGAAAAGGCAUCUUCCACGGGAGGCCCCUCUGCGGUGGGGGGCUCCGCCAUGGCGGGCUCCGACGUGACGGGGGGUGAGUUUCCACAAGGCCGUGGGGCGGAGGGGCCUCGAAGUUUGGUGAACGACGACGGGUCCUCAAUCUUCUUGACCGCAGAGGCCUGGGACAAGCUUGCCGCGUCCGUGUUUGUCGACUCGGAGCUACGCGAGACGUUUCUCGAAAGCAUCAAGGAAGCCGAGUUCUUGGUUUGGCGCGAGAACCGGCGCAUGUCCAACCCGAGCUCGACUGCCAUGGGGGUGGAGGUGGCCAGCAACAAUGGCCGGCUGCAGUUAGAGCAGAGGCUGGAGCGUGAAGAUUUGUGUUGCGUCCACCCAGUCGUCGGUUUGGGCAACGUCUUGGUCGCAGCCUUGGUUAGAUUAGCUAGUAUUCUAUUGCAGGUGGGGGCGCACGAAGAGCUGCGCCUGAAACUGAUUUCUGCGUUCAAGCAUGCCUGGACCACCCCGCUCUUGACCUACCAACCGGAGCAGUACGCCCUGGGCACACACUACCUCCCAGCGCUGUACAAAAGCACUGGACUCCACUUCCUGAACAUACUCCUAGACUUCGGCCGAGACCAUCUCUCUCUAGGGACCAGAACGUUUGCCGCCGCACUCCAGCUAUCCACAACUGGAACCGCGGCGUCUCGGAUGACGACGACUGGGACGGCGACGGAGUCGGGGACUGCGACGAGUGACCGCGAGUUUCUGGAGACAUUGUGCGAAAUAGCGGCGGAUGUGAUGUUGCUUUUUGGACGUUUCGUUACCUCGGAGUUGUUCCCUUCGGUCGCGCCGACGGACGCCCGAAUGCUGGAUGCGAUGGCCCCGCAGUGUGGAGGGCUUCCGGUUGAGAUUAACAGUACCAAGUCCGCUGUGGUUCUGACUUUGAUCGGCAUGGAAGAGUUGGAGGGUUAUCCGGAACACCGCGCGAAACGGGUAUGGUACGGACUACUGUUUUGUGCAUUCGGGGCCGCGGUGGCGAUUGCUAGACAGCACGGCUUGGUGAAUGCUCCCUCUCCGCCUGUGGUCUCCGGAGACGAGGUUGUGAUCAAAACACUGUUGGAAUGUGUCCCAGAGAACGUGCGAGAUCGUGCUGUACAACUCAUCAAACAGCGAGGCUAUCAAGUGGACCGCUCGCAACCCUCACCCGCUUUCAAAGAAGACGAUUUGGACACUAUACUCAGCGAUACAAUCGCACCCACACUCGGACCUCCCGUCCCCAAACCCACUGGACCUAUGGACACGUACGACCAAAAGGUGGACGAAACUAACCUUGACGUACUAGAAGACAUCCUCUACGCAUGCACCACCAUAUUCCUCGGACUCGUACGAGAAAAUGAAAAAUUCGCCAAGUUCCUCUCCAGCCACAAGAAAACCUUAAAGAAGGUACACAUCUCCGUACUACACCAAAUAUUGCCACCUUCCAUGCCACCCGCCCUGCCACUCUACAGUAACCUCCAGCGGCCCGUCGUAAGGGUACCGACAGCACACUCUAUCUCCCCCCUUUUAUCCCACAUUUAUUCCACACUCGUUUUACCUUACGGUUUGCAUUACGGUAUAUUACUCAACGUUAGAUCGCCAUAUUAUCUCGGUCGUCGCUACUGA
Molecule: messenger RNA, 2742 nt
Organism: Gregarina niphandrodes
Lineage: Eukaryota; Apicomplexa; Conoidasida; Eugregarinorida; Gregarinidae
Exons: 2
Coding region: 1-2742 (913 amino acids)
Source: RefSeq, a predicted model, not a curated record